Messenger RNA from Drosophila santomea, 2185 nucleotides. RefSeq names its product protein nanos (gene nanos). The coding region runs from base 284 to 1504 and encodes 406 amino acids. Lineage: Eukaryota; Metazoa; Arthropoda; Insecta; Diptera; Drosophilidae. Gene Ontology annotation, molecular function: mRNA binding; zinc ion binding. Gene Ontology annotation, cellular component: perinuclear region of cytoplasm. Gene Ontology annotation, biological process: negative regulation of translation; oogenesis. The record is from RefSeq and is a predicted model, not a curated record. The transcript has 3 exons.
GGAACCGUUAGUUGGCGCGUAGCUUUACCACAAAAUUCCAAGAAUUCCGCCGAGACUGUUCUGUUUGUAGCUGUUUCAAGUUGUCUCAGGGACAUACGAAUCAUUUUUUUUUUACUCCGCGUCACGAUUUUAACCCAGAACCGAGUUUAGUUACAUGUAUAUUAUUAUUAGAUAAAGAAGUAUCACGAAUACUUCAGUUGAAUAAACUCCGCUUGGUUUUUGGGUGAGGAUUUGUGGAAAGUAGAGUGCGCGAUAACGGUAACUUUCGACCCGGACUUUCGCCAUGUUCCGCAGCAACUUGGAAAGCAGUGGCGCAGCAGCAGUAGGUUUUAAAAAUCCCCCUUCUUUGACUCUGAUUGGAAAGAUUUUCUGCCCGCAGGAUAAUUUUUCUGCUUUUCACGCAAGAGGAGGACUCAACAUGUUGGGCCUGCAAGACAUGUACUUGGACACCAGUGGAGCCAACUCGUCGGCCACUUUGAGUCCGCCCAGCACCCCUCUUACGCCGCUGACCCCCGACCCGACGACGGCUGCUCAAACGACGCACUUUCCUUUUCUGGCCGACAGCGCAGCCGCCGCCAAUACACUCCUGCUACAACGACAGUACCACUACCACUUGCUGCUCCAGCAGCAGCAACAACAACUGGCCCUCGCGCAGCACCAAUUGGCGCUGGCUGCAUCAGCGGCAGCGGCUAGUGCGAAUCACCAGCAAAAGGACGAGAUUGCGCGAUCCUUGAAAAUUUUUGCGCAGGUGACGACGGGCGCAGCAGAAAAUGCGGCUGGGUCGGUGCAGGACGUGAUGCAGGAGUUCGCAACCAACGGCUAUGCGAGCGAUGAUCUCAGCCGCUUUUCCUACGGGAGUACUCCGCCACAGCCGCAGACGCCACCGCCAUCGCAGCAACAGCAGGGGAUGCAUCUGCCACUGGGCCGCAGUCCUGUCCAGCUGCAGUCCAAUGGAGCGAACUUAAUGUCAAAUCCACUCGCUACCCAUUGGCUGAACAACUACCGCGAGCAGCUGAACAACGUGUGGCGGAACAUGUCUUACAUGCCAGCCGCCUCCAGUACAGUGGGCUUGCAGGCCCAGGCUCAGGCUCAGGUCCAAGCAGCGGCCACCGUGUCUCCCAAUCUCGGCGUUGGAAUGGGUCUGGGAUUGCCCGUGCAGGCCGACCAACUGCGCGGAGCUUCUAAUCCCACUAACAACAAUAACAAGGUGUACAAGCGAUACAACAGCAAGGUCAAAGAGAUCAGCCGCCACUGCGUUUUUUGUGAAAAUAACAAUGAACCAGAGGCGGUGGUCAACAGCCACACAGUGCGAGACAACUUCAACCGAGUGCUGUGCCCCAAACUACGCACCUAUGUGUGCCCUAUCUGCGGGGCAUCUGGGGACUCGGCGCACACUAUUAAGUACUGCCCCAAGAAACCGAUCAUCACCAUGGAGGAUGCGAUCAAGGCGGAAUCGUUCCGCCUAGCCAAGAGCAGUUACUACAAGCAACAGAUGAAGGUUUAGAGGGCAAAUCCAGCAGGAGCAGAAGCUCUGGAAGCUUUUGUAGCGUUUAUAUAACAAGAAAUAUAUAUACGCCUUCCGAUCAAAGCUGGGUUAACCAGAUAGACAAUACGUUUAAAUAGCGCCUGGCGCGUUCGAUUUUAAAGAGUUUUAGAGACUUAUCUCGUGCCUAUAGUUCUUAUAGUAUAGACAACGAACGAUCACUCAAAUCACAGUCAAUAAUUCAAAUAUUUAUGUCUGUUUCUGUGAAAAGGAAACUAAUUUUGUAAUAGAAGACUCACAAUAUCGUAAUACUUGUUCAAUCGUCGUGGCCGAUAGAAACAUCUCACAAUCCGAAAGUUGAUCAAUGGAAUUGGUCUGCAACUGGUCGCCCUCAUUUUGUCAAAUGCUCGUUUGCGGCCGAAAAAUUUCGAUAUAUCUACAAUUGAUAUACAAUCUGUACUAAAUUUUGAAAAAGAACACUUUGAAUUUCGAACUGUCAUUCGUAUCAUUAGAAUUUAAUUUAAAACUUGCUUAAGGAAAGAGCAAGGAACACUUUCGUUGAAAUCGGCUACACUUUCAUUGUAAAGUUUUAAAUUUGACAAUCUGCAUUUUUUGAUAGAUAAGCGAAAAGUAUUUUUAUUAUAUGUAUCGCAACAAUUCAUUCCAAAACACAUAUCUAUAUAUAUAUAUGUUAUAUAUUUA